Drosophila albomicans is the source of this 581-nucleotide messenger RNA. RefSeq lists its product as uncharacterized. Bases 125 to 445 code for a protein of 106 amino acids. The transcript is spliced from 3 exons. NCBI's taxonomy places the organism in Eukaryota, Metazoa, Arthropoda, Insecta, Diptera, Drosophilidae. The record is from RefSeq and is a predicted model, not a curated record.
UAAUGGUUUUAUCUUAUCACCCAUUAUUAUUUACUUGAGAGCAAUUAGUUUUUCCACUUGAACAUUAUUAUGCAGACACUUUAGUGCCGCAUUGCGCUCCAUAAAGUUCGCUUGUCUUUGCACAAUGAAUAUUCAUUUAAUAGGUGCUUUAAUUUUAAGCCUCUGCUGCUUAAAAGCGGAAGCUGCCGCAAUAGUCAAAGUUUGCCCCUUGGAGAGCUCUUGCCUUAAUGUGACUGAAAGAAGUGCAGUCUGUGCGUACGAUGAGAAAAAAAACUGUAUUCGGAAAUACACUUCAAUAUGCCACUUGAAAAUUGCCAGUUGUCUUCAGAAUAUAGAGAUCGACGACUAUAGUGAAAUCUAUUGUUUGAUGGAGACAUAUUUAUGCGAGGAAUCUCCCGAAUACGAACGUUGGACAAUUUUCUUUGGCCACGAGAAAGAUCGAUAGCACCUAUGACGUUGGAUGGUGAAAUAGGUGUGAGAGGAAUCGCCCACCAGACGACAAUUAUAAUACGAUGAUAAAACACCCCCAAAAUCCAAAAAGUAUUAAAUAAAGCGCUGCAGACGGCGAUCAAUUAAGUGAA